Messenger RNA from Aspergillus heteromorphus CBS 117.55, 4952 nucleotides. RefSeq names its product ABC drug exporter AtrF (gene atrF). Gene Ontology annotation, cellular component: membrane. The transcript has 3 exons. Bases 1 to 4614 code for a protein of 1537 amino acids. The record is from RefSeq and is a predicted model, not a curated record. Gene Ontology annotation, molecular function: ATP hydrolysis activity; ABC-type transporter activity; ATP binding. NCBI's taxonomy places the organism in Eukaryota, Fungi, Ascomycota, Eurotiomycetes, Eurotiales, Aspergillaceae. Gene Ontology annotation, biological process: transmembrane transport.
AUGGCCGACGAUGCUCGUCAGCCGGGUGCAUUGCACCAUGAACCGACCGCAACACAGGACAGCUCAUACUUCCAAGAAAGCUCCAAUGUCAUUGCUUCGGACCAAGCUCUCGCCUCCCAUUCGACCAGCGUGACCGACCUCUCGUCCGAUGGUCGCUGGGGAGAACAGGAAGCCGAGCCUGUCUCCCGCCGCGGCGCAAUGGAGGAUUUCGAGGAAAUGCGACGAGAAUUGACCCGACACAGUCUGCACCAAACCCGUUCCACCACCCGAGAUGCCCAGCGACUGCGCUCUCGCGCCUCGCAUGCCAGCCAGGCCCGCGAUGAAGAGAAGACACUCGAUGAGGAUGAGCUGUCCGGCACCACCGAUGAUGAAUACGGGGGAUUUGAUCUCAGCGAGUUUUUGGUGGGCGGUCAUCUUGAACGACGGACGACUGCGGGCGAACCGGCCAAGAAGGUGGGCGUGGUGUUUAAGGACGUCACUGUGAAGGGUAUUGAGACGGGCGCCUCCUUUGCUCGCACCCUUCCCGAUGCCGUCAUUGGUACAUUUGGCCCCGAUCUCUACAACAUCGUUUGUAGGUUUGUCCCGCAGCUUCACUUCGGCCACAAGCCGCCCGUGAGGGACCUGCUUCAUGACUUCACGGGUGCUGUCCGGGAAGGUGAGAUGAUGUUGGUGCUGGGGAGACCCGGUGCUGGCUGUUCGACUUUCUUAAAGACGAUUGCGAACGACAGGGGUGCGUUUGCGGGCGUCGAGGGCGACAUCAGCUAUGGUGGCUUGUCGGCCAAGGAGCAGAACAAGCACUUCCGCGGUGAGGUUAACUAUAACCAGGAAGAUGACCAGCAUUUCCCGAACCUCACUGUCUGGCAGACGUUGAAGUUCUCCCUCAUCAACAAGACCAAGAAGCAUGACAGGGCCAGCAUCCCGGUGAUCAUCGAUGCGUUGCUGAAGAUGUUCGGAAUCUCCCACACCAAGAACACGGUGGUGGGUAACGAGUAUGUUCGGGGUGUCUCCGGUGGUGAGAGAAAGCGUGUCAGUAUCGCCGAGACGCUGGCGACCAAGUCCUCGGUCGUCUGUUGGGACAACUCCACCAGAGGUCUGGAUGCUAGCACAGCCCUUGACUACGCCAAGUCCCUCCGCAUUAUGACCGACGUCAGCAAGCGGACAACUCUGGUCACCUUGUACCAAGCGGGAGAGAGUAUCUACGAGCUUAUGGAUAAGGUGAUGGUGAUCGAUUCGGGGCGCAUGCUCUACCAGGGACCUGCCAACGAAGCCAGGCAGUACUUCGUGAACCUUGGUUUCUUUUGUCCCGAGCAAUCCACCACGGCCGACUUCCUGACUUCCCUGUGCGACCCCAACGCUCGUCAGUUCCAACCAGGCCGAGAAGCGUCUACCCCCCGGACGCCGGAAGAGCUCGAGUCUGUCUUCAGGCAGAGCGAGGCAUACAAGCGGAUCCUGGAUGACGUCUCCGGUUAUGAGAAGCAGCUACAGGAUACCAACCAGGAAAGCACUCGUCGGUUCGAGAAGUCUGUCGCUCAGUCCAAGAGUAAGACGGUAUCGAAGAAGUCUCCUUACACUGUUUCUCUUGUUCGACAGGUUGCAGCCUGUGUGCAACGUGAGUUCUGGCUGCUAUGGGGUGAUAAGACUUCGCUUUACACCAAGUAUUUCAUCAUCUUGUCCAACGCACUUAUUGUCUCGUCUCUGUUCUAUGGCGAGUCGCUUAACACCAGCGGAGCUUUUUCGCGUGGUGGUGCUCUGUUCUUUUCGAUUCUAUUCCUCGGUUGGUUGCAGUUGACGGAGCUGAUGCCGGCUGUCAGCGGACGUGCCAUUGUUGCACGCCACAAGGAUUACGCUUUCUACCGCCCAUCUGCUGUUGCCAUUGCCCGUGUGGUUGUGGACUUCCCGGCGAUCUUCUGCAUGGUCGUACCUUUCACUAUCAUUGUCUACUUCAUGGCAGGGCUUGAUGUGGUUGCCUCGAAGUUUUGGAUAUAUUUUCUCUUUGUGUACACGACAACCUUCUGUAUCACGGCGCUGUAUCGAAUGUUUGCGGCACUUUCCCCAUCGAUCGAUGAUGCUGUUCGUUUCAGUGGUAUCGCUCUCAACGUGUUGAUCCUGUUCGUUGGCUAUGUCAUCCCCAAACAAAGUCUCAUCGAUGGCUCGAUCUGGUUCGGGUGGCUGUUCUAUGUGAACCCUCUGUCUUACAGCUACGAGGCUGUCCUCUCUAACGAGUUUGCUGGUCGUGUCAUGGAGUGUGCGUCUUCAAUGUUGGUACCUUCUGGCCCAGGGUUCGAUUCGAGAUAUCAGGGUUGCUCUCUCACUGGGUCAGAGCUCGGUCAGACGACCGUCUCGGGUACUCGGUAUAUUGAAUCGACCUACUCGUUCACGCGCCACCAUCUCUGGCGCAAUUUCGGGGUGGUCAUCGCUUUCGCAGUGCUCUACAUCUUGGUGACCGUCUUUGCGGCCGAGCAUCUCUCGUUUGUCGGCGGUGGCGGCGGCGCGUUGGUUUUUAAGCGCUCCAAGCGUGCCAAGCAGCUCAAGUCGCAGGCCAACACCGGGAGUGAUGAAGAGAAUGGCCAAGGCUCAGGCUCCCAGGCACAGUCCAACAGUGGCAAUGGCGCCUUCAACCGGAUCUCGUCUAGUGACCGGAUCUUUACCUGGUCAAACGUCGAAUAUACGGUCCCUUACGGCAACGGAACUAGGAAGCUUCUCAACGGCGUCAACGGCUACGCGAAGCCCGGACUUAUGAUUGCUCUGAUGGGUGCUUCCGGAGCCGGCAAGACCACCCUACUGAACACCCUGGCCCAGCGCCAGAAGAUGGGCGUGGUCACUGGUGACAUGCUUGUCGAUGGCCGUCCUCUUGGUGCGGACUUCCAGCGAGGUACCGGCUUCUGCGAGCAGAUGGAUCUUCACGAUAACACCGCUACGAUCCGCGAGGCCCUUGAAUUCUCAGCCCUUCUUCGUCAGGAUCGGAACACCCCCCAGCAAGAGAAGCUCGACUAUGUCAACCAGAUUAUCGACCUCCUGGAACUCGAGGAGAUCCAGGAUGCCAUUAUCGGCUCCUUGAAUGUUGAACAGAAGAAGCGGGUGACCAUUGGCGUUGAAUUGGCCGCCAAACCUAGUCUCCUUCUCUUCCUUGACGAGCCUACAAGUGGUCUGGACAGUCAGGCAGCCUAUUCCAUCGUUAGAUUCCUGAAGAAGCUCUCCCAGGCAGGACAGGCUAUCGUGUGCACAAUCCACCAGCCCUCGUCCAUGCUCAUUCAACAGUUCGACAUGAUUCUGGCCCUGAACCCCGGUGGUAACACGUUCUAUUUUGGUCCUGUUGGCCCCGAAGGUCGGGACGUGGUCAAGUAUUUUGCGGACCGUGGUGUUGUCUGUCCGCCUACGAAGAAUGUUGCCGAAUUCAUUCUGGAGACGGCGGCCAAGGCAACGAAGAAAGACGGCAAGACUUUCGACUGGAACGCAGAAUGGAAAAACUCGGACGAAAACCGCAGGAUGUUAGACGAAAUCAAGGCGAUCGGAGAGGAGCGCAGCAAGAUCCCAGUGGCUGAACAGGUGGUGCAGUAUGAAUUUGCCGCGCCUGUUUCAACCCAGACGUACCACCUCAUGAUGAGAGUCUUCCGACAGUACUGGAGAGACCCAUCGUACUACUAUGGAAAGCUGUUCGUCAGUGUCAUCAUUGGAAUUUUCAACGGUUUUACAUUCUAUAUGCUCGGUGAUUCGAUUUCCAGCAUGGAAGACCGCAUGUUCUCGAUCUUCCUGAUCAUUCUUCUCCCGCCAAUCAUCCUGAACAGUCUUGUUCCUAAGUUUUACAUCAACCGGGCUCUCUGGGAAGCGCGCGAGUUCCCCAGUCGAAUUUACGGAUGGAUGGCGUUCUGCACGGCCAACAUCAUCUGUGAGAUCCCCAUGGCGAUCAUCUCCGCCCUCAUCUACUGGCUGCUGUGGUAUUACCCUGCCGGAUUCCCCACGGACUCCAGCAGCGCGGGAUACGUCUUCCUCAUGUCGAUGCUUUUCUUCCUGUUCCAAGCCAGCUGGGGACAAUGGAUUUGCGCCUUUGCCCCGUCAUUCACGGUGAUCUCCAACACUCUUCCCUUCUUCUUCGUCAUGACAUCCUUGUUCAACGGUAUCGUCCGGCCGUACUCCGAAUACCCCGUUUUCUGGAAAUACUGGAUGUACUACGUCAACCCGGUCACCUGGUGGCUCCGAGGAGUCAUCUCCACCGUGUUCCCAAGCGUCGACAUCCAGUGCGCUUCCGGAGAAACCACCCACUUCAACCCCCCGCCCGGUCAGACCUGUUCCCAGUACGCCGGCGACUGGGUCAGCAGCGCCGGCGUCGGCUAUCUGGUCCAGCCCAACGCCACCUCCGACUGCGAGUACUGCCCCUACGCCAACGGCUCCCAGUACAUGCACGCGCUGAACGUCCACGACGGCGACAAGUGGCGCUGCUUCGGCAUCUUCCUGGCCUAUGUCAUCAUCAACUGGUUCCUCGUCUACUUCAUGAUCUACUGCGCGCGCGUCCGCGGAUGGUCCUUCGGAAUGGGAUACGUCUUCGGCGCCCUGGGAGCGGUGUUUGGCGGUAUCAAGAAGCUGUUCUCGCGGAAGUCUACCAAGACUGAGAACUAGCUCUUUGAUCCCAUGACCAUCCACUCACUCCCUUUCCGACAAUAAUCGUCGACUUUGACGUCAAAGACAAAACAUACAACAACAAAGAAAAACCGAAAGCGCAGUACCUUGAAAAUACUAUGGUAUUAAAUACGAUAUCCAAGAAGAUGAGCAAAGAGAGAGACGGAAGGAGAAGAAAAGCAUUCCAUUGAUUCAUUUUUUCUGUCUUCCCGGUCUCGAUUCGAUUUACCGCCCGGAUAACUAAUUAGAUGAUGCAUCAGCGUGUGUGUUGGUUGGGUAGGUAGGACCCUGGCUUGGCCCUGGAUUCGAUUUCUUACUUGUUUACUUUUUUUAUUUAC